AUGUCCAUGUUCGCCAUGCCACAGCACGCCUACUCGUACGGCGGACCGGCAGCUCCUGCCAGACAUUACUCUGCGCACGGAACGAGCAGUGCCUUCAGCAGCUCUGCGCUUCCUGACGAAGAUUGGACCAAGAUAUCAGACCUUGCUGAACGCCGGAGAAUACAAAACCGGAUCGCCCAGCGCAACUACCGCAAGAAGCUCAAGCGCCGUUUGGAAGACCUCGAGCGCCGCGCCGGUUCAUCUGAUGACGGCGAGACGGACAACAAGCCUCAGUCAACCAGCCCCGGCAAAGCAAAGCGCCAGUCGGCUCCCAAAACGCCAAAGUCGUCGCCGCCUGCACCCACAGCCAAACCCGUUCAAGUGCCCCAGGGCCAAUUCACUCCUCCCAUGGACAACAGCGAGGACAUUGUCUUUUCGGCAGGGUUUGAGAAGCGCGAGCGCUCCCACACGCCGCCCAUGUUCACCUACCCAUCAUACCCUGCCCCGGACGAGCUGUUGUUGGAUCCCUAUGCCUCGACGCAACCCUAUCCCUCCAUCUCGGCCGCUGAUCCCUACCCUGACUACCUGGCGGCCACCACAAUGCCGGCAACUCUGCCAGCCAUGACAAACUUCGGCGAUCCGAUGAAGCAAUGCGACGACGCUUUAAGCCCAUACCUCAGUUACGGGUUCGUCCAUGGCGUCGACAUCAACAUGUCGACUCAUUACGAUUCCUCCUCUGCUCACACACCCCCAUUAUCUCACUCGUAUGAAACCUCCACGUCAUGUUCCGAGGCUGGCUACGAGUACCCGACAACUCCGCUGUCAAUGCCAGGAUCGCCGGGGAUGAUGCAGAGACAGCAAUAG
Messenger RNA from Metarhizium album ARSEF 1941, 843 nucleotides. RefSeq lists its product as uncharacterized. The transcript is spliced from 3 exons. Bases 1 to 843 code for a protein of 280 amino acids. The record is from RefSeq and is a predicted model, not a curated record. Gene Ontology annotation, molecular function: DNA-binding transcription factor activity. Gene Ontology annotation, biological process: regulation of DNA-templated transcription. NCBI's taxonomy places the organism in Eukaryota, Fungi, Ascomycota, Sordariomycetes, Hypocreales, Clavicipitaceae.